Anolis carolinensis (green anole) is the source of this 2534-nucleotide messenger RNA. RefSeq names its product complement receptor type 2. The record is from RefSeq and is a predicted model, not a curated record. The transcript has 17 exons. Gene Ontology annotation, cellular component: plasma membrane. The coding region runs from base 49 to 2037 and encodes 662 amino acids. Gene Ontology annotation, biological process: T cell mediated immunity; negative regulation of complement activation, classical pathway. NCBI's taxonomy places the organism in Eukaryota, Metazoa, Chordata, Lepidosauria, Squamata, Anolidae.
CUCUCUGGCUGCCUUUGUGAAACCUCUGGGAGCUUGUCUUUUAUCAGAAUGGCACUUAAAUCUUGUUGCUACUUUCUGCUGCUGUUUUUGUUGUCUGGCGCUCAAGGUGAUUGCCCUGCUCCAGAGACCCCGCCCCAUGCGGUGCUGAAUGGAGACUUAAAAGACAGCUACCCUGUUGGGACUACUCUGAGAUACAGCUGCAUACCAGGUUAUCAGUUCAUAUACGGAUCAAUUCCUACUAUUAAAUGCCUUGAGAAUUCAACAUGGUCCCAAACUCCUGUAUUUUGUGAACCAAAACGAUGUACAGCUCCAGAUUUCCCGAAUGGCAAAAUAGAAGGUUCGGACAAACUCGAACUUGGUGAAGAAAUAACCUUUGUUUGUAAUUAUGGGUACAAGAUAUUGGAGUCGUACAACACUUCUCGUUGUGUUUUGGUGCCAGACAACAAGGUUCAAUGGGAUAAAUCCCCUCCAUCUUGUGAGAUAAUCGAGUGUGAGCGUCCUCCCAACAUUGCCAAUGGAACACAUAAUGGAGAUGAAUCCCACGAUCGCUAUACUGUUAGUACAGUGAUAAAAUACACUUGUAAUAAGGACUUUUCUCUCAUUGGAAGUCAAAGCAUUACUUGUAUAGUGGCAGAAGAUGGUGUAAAUGGAAAAUGGGAUACAUCUCCACCUGAGUGUAAAGUGGUCCAGUGUAGCAGACCAGAAAUUGAAAAUGGAAAGCUGACUACUCCAUUUCAGCCUUCAUAUGACUACGAACAUACCCUACAGUUCACAUGUAACUUUGGAUACACUCUGGUGGGAAAUGAUCUUGUAACAUGUGGGGCUGACAGCACAUGGAAACCUGAACUUCCCACAUGCGUCAAGGUCCGGUGUAACAGACCAGAAAUUGAAAAUGGAAACCUGACAAGUCCAUUUCAGCCUUCAUAUGACUAUGAACAUACCCUACAGUUCAUAUGUAACCCUGGAUACACUCUGGUGGGAAAAGAUCUUGUAACAUGUGGGGCUGACAGCACAUGGAAACCUGAACUUCCCACAUGCGUCAAGGAUACUGUCACCACCCGGCCCGGCCCUACACUCACCUCUCAUACAGACGGAGAUAAGAAAAAUGUGACUUCAGGACCUACACGGAAACCGAGCACAACAGUUACUAAACCAGACUCAGGUGAUUGCCCUGCUCCAGAGACCCCGCCCCAUGCGGUGCUGAAUGGAGACUUAAAAGACAGCUACCCUGUUGGGACUACUCUGAGAUACAGCUGCAUACCAGGUUAUCAGUUCAUAUCCGGAUCAAUUCCUAUUAUUAAAUGCCUUGAGAAUUCAACAUGGUCCCAAACUCCUGUAUUUUGUGAACCAAAGCGAUGUACGGCUCCAGAUUUCCCGAAUGGCAAAAUAGAAGGUUCAGACAAACUCGAACUUGAUGAAGAAAUAACCUUUGUUUGUAAUUAUGGGUACAAGAUAUUGGAAUCGUACAACACUUCUCGUUGUGUUUUGGUUCCAGACAACAAGGUUCAGUGGGAUAAAUCCCCUCCAUCUUGUGAGAUAAUCGAGUGUGAGCGUCCUCCCAACAUUGCCAAUGGAACGCAUAAUGGAGAUGAAUCCCAUGAUCGCUAUACCGUUAGUACAGUGAUAAAAUAUAUUUGUAAUAAGGGCUUUUCUCUCAUUGGAAGUCAAAGCAUUACUUGUAUAGUGGCAGAAGAUGGUGUAAAUGGAAAGUGGGAUACAUCUCCACCUGAGUGUAAAGUGGUCCAGUGUAGCAGACCAGAAAUUGAAAAUGGAAAGCUGACUACUCCAUUUCAGCCUUCAUAUGACUACGAACAUACCCUACAGUUCACAUGUAACUUUGGAUACACUCUGGUGGGAAAUGAUCUUGUAACAUGUGGGGCUGACAGCACAUGGAAACCUGAACUUCCCACAUGCGUCAAGGGACCUACACGGAAACCGAGCACAACAGUUACUAAACCAGACUCAGGAAAUAACAGCGUGGCAAUUGUUGCAGGAAAACUGACAAUUAUUCUGGUCCUCCUGGUUCUUAUGGUCUAGUGUUGUACAAAGAAAAUAAUGGAAGAAAAAUGAACCAAUAUCAGAUUUCUGCAGUAAAGCAUUCUAACUUCUUCCUCCAAUAGUAAAACACAAAACUACAAAAGUAACAAAUCAAUGUUAAAAUAAAGACAUUUAUUUUGAAGGAGAAAACAAUAUAUGUUGCUUUGACUCGGGCCAUCUAUAGCAUGGCUUGACAACAGGGCCUUAACUAUUCCAAAUUUAUAUCCUGACCAUUUCAAGUCAGAGGGGUCAAAAGGAAGACCUCCAUGUUGUUGGACUGCAGCUCAUGUCAGUACUAGUGAAGAAUGCUGGAAGAUACAGUCCUUCAACAUUAAGAUAACUGAAUUACAGAUAUAUCCUUUAGCCAUGUGUAAGAAUUUUGUUUACAUCUUGUUAAUGUAUUAUACUUGUUUUCUUAUGUAUUUAAAUAACUUAUUUUGAUUUACAUAAUUGUUCAAAAAGCAGAAUAUAAAUAAAAUUAACUAUUACUAUGCAAA